This is a messenger RNA of Rhinichthys klamathensis goyatoka, 2013 nucleotides long. It is a transcript of the gene irf5, whose product is annotated as interferon regulatory factor 5. The record is from RefSeq and is a predicted model, not a curated record. Gene Ontology annotation, biological process: immune system process; regulation of transcription by RNA polymerase II. The coding region runs from base 257 to 1801 and encodes 514 amino acids. NCBI's taxonomy places the organism in Eukaryota, Metazoa, Chordata, Actinopteri, Cypriniformes, Leuciscidae. The transcript is spliced from 10 exons. Gene Ontology annotation, cellular component: nucleus. Gene Ontology annotation, molecular function: RNA polymerase II cis-regulatory region sequence-specific DNA binding; protein binding; DNA-binding transcription factor activity, RNA polymerase II-specific.
AAAAAACAACAACAUGGAUAUGAGAGAGUACUGGAGAGCUGUGAUCAGUCAGUCCACGGUCAUUUGAUCUGCUGGAGCCUAGAGGACGAACCGACGCGGAUUUGAACCUCACCUGAUCUAUAUGAGCCCGUCAGGUAAACGCUGAACUGAGCCCGAUUCAAAGUUUGGAUACUUUUCAGUGCAGUGCUAUAAUUGCUGACCAAAAUAAGUGUUCACAUUACCACCACCUCCUCCGACCCCCUUGUUCUCCAGCACCAUGAGUGGUCAACCACGGAGGAUUCGACUGAAGCCAUGGCUGCUGGCACAGAUUAACAGUGGGAAAUACCCAGGACUGCACUGGCUCAAUCAAGAGCGCAGACUGUUCCGGAUCCCAUGGAGACACGCCACCCGUCAUAUGCCUACCCUGGAAGAGGAGAACACUAUUUUUAAGGCUUGGGCUCUGGAAACAGGCAAGUACCAGGAAGGAGUAGAUGAGCCAGAUCCAGCAAAAUGGAAGGCUAACCUCCGCUGUGCACUUAACAAAAGCCGAGAGUUCGGACUCCACUAUGAUGGCACUAAGGACACCCCCGUCCAGCCUUAUAAGAUCUAUGAGGUGUGCGACCAGUCAGUCAAUGGAGAUGCUGGAGAGGAUGAGGAAGAGGAGCUGCAAAACUUUGUAAAACUCUCCAUUGACCCUUCAAGCUACUCAGCAUAUCCUCCUAGAGUUGACGUUCCGUUCACAUCUUCUAUUGGCGAUGGCUAUAAUACUGCCCACCACAACCCUCAAAUGAACCUUUUAGGAGAAAUUAUCCAUAAUAACCCCAACGGAGGUGCUCCUAUGACCACUCAUCUUGCCCAGCCCGGCACAGGACCUCCUGAAUUUUCCAGUCACAGUGCAAUUAAAAUUGAGCAGGGAUCAUAUCCCAUUCAUGGUGGAGGACUCUCGAAUGGUAUGGAAAUGGGGUCUGGAGUUAUUCCGCCUCCUGCUCUUCAGGAUGUAGUCUCUCAUUCUGUUGGCCCUCCAACCAUAGUGGACACCCCAAUGCAAGAGGUGCCAUCUCAAGCGGAGAACCAGGUUCAUCCCUGCAUCUCAGAGCUGCUGAGCAGUCCACACAUGUUGCCCUUAACUGAUCUGGACAUCAAGUUCCAGUACAGGGGUCGGACAGCUGGUUCUUUGACCGUCAGUAACCCUCAGGGUUGUAGACUUUACUACGGUAACCUGGCACCCACACCAGAGCAGGUGGAGCUGUUCGGUCCAGUCACUCUUCAGCAGGUACUGUUUCCAGGAUCCGCUGAGAUCCCGAACGAAAAGCAGAGGUUCUACACCGAUCAUCUGCUGGAUGUGAUGGACCGAGGGCUGAUUUUGGAGAUCAGGGGACAAGAUAUCUAUGCCAUCAGGUUGUGCCAGUGUAAAGUGUUCUGGUCUGGGCCAGGUGUGCCUGAGCAGGGGCCGCCCAAUCCAAUGGAAAGAGAGAUGAAGAUAAGGGUCUUCAGUCUGAACAACUUCCUUCAAUGUCUCAUUUCUUAUCAGAAAGGGGAGGCACCAACUCCACCACCCUUUGAGAUCUACUUCUGCUUCGGUGAGGACUGGCCAGACAGAAAGCCCAAGGAGAAAAAGCUCAUCAUUGUCCAGGUUGUUCCAGUUGUUGCAAGAAUCCUUACCGAGAUGUUUUCAGGCGAGCUUUCGUGGUCUACAGACAGUAUUCGGUUGCAGAUCUCCAACCCCGACUUGAAAGACCAGACGGUGGAGCAGUUCAAAGAGCUCCAUAGACUGUUGCAGAGUCAAAACACACACCCCACCUGGACUCAGAACAUCCACUAACUGAAAGAGGAACCCAUGUUUCCAUUACCUUCACCAUCUUGUUCAUUGCCUGCUGAAAAUUGGAGGUCCUUUCAGCACUGGAGUAUAUAGGUGCCCUCACCAUUGGACCAGACCUCGACAUUUUUUUCCCCAUAUUUUUUGUUUUGUUCUUUUCUAUGUCUUGGUUAACUUGUCUUUUAAAAUGUUAGAUUUCAAUAAAUACCAUUGCAGUA